UAUACGGCACACUUUAUUUCUAAGUUGCCGGCGGGAUUGUUGCGUUUGUUUGGAUUUGGCUUUGAUUUCGGCAAUAUUCAAGAAAUGGAUCUUGAUGCAGCUGGAGCAGCUCAAAGUCCGACGGAGAUGCGUUUUUGCGGACUGGGCACUCACAAAUUGAGAACUCCGUACCGUAAAUUGACAAAUCCGUAUUUGCUGCGUUUUGCCAAAAAGCUUUCCUCUGAACUUAUCGAGGGUUCACUUCUGUGCCGUUCUUGUUAUUCAUCUCUUGUCCGGUUAUAUAACGUUAAGAACGACCAUGCCAAGCAACAUGCUCUCAACAGGGAGGCGGAGAGCAUUUCGGAUGCCAGCAGCAGUCAGCGGGUUAAUUCCUCUCAAGACUCCGGCUCCGCAGUGUCGGUGAUCCCGGCAGGACGGUCCAAGUCCACCCUGCCAGAGUGCAUCGAUCAGCCGCUCAUACGGUCCGAUACUAGUUCCGAAAAUCCCACAGCGGAUUUGUCAAUAUCCUCGUCAGAUGAUAGACCCACCACGAGUGCUGCUGCGGCCAAGAAGAGACAGCGCCAGGCCGAAAAGACCCACAAGGCACCAUCGCCCAAAAGGCCACGCCCUGUAUUGGUAUCCCCGAGCACGGACACGUCCAUCAGUGAUGACUAUGAUGCCAACUCCAAUCUGAGUCUAAACGCCGUGAAUGGCACUCGUCUGCCGCACAUCCAGCCGAUACCAAAGAGGCGCCAGGUUGUGCACCCAAACAAGAAGGCCAUGGACAUAUAUUUGGCUGGAACCACGGGAGGAUAGCUAGAUAGAUGGUUAUCCGAAAGACAACUAAAGCUAUUUGAAUCCUCUUUUUGUUUUGUUUGGAAGCCAAAUUUGCAUUUUCCAUACAAUGUUUAUCUGUUCAAUUCCAUUUCUAAUUCUCAAUCGACAUAACUUUAAAUCCUUUUUUUAACUUUACUGUGUCAUUUAAAAAUUGGUCGAAACAGCUUGUAAAAACCUCAUUCCCUUUUUUUAUAAAUGGUUUUUCUGGAUGAAACAAUGCUGGCAUAUUGUAAUUAAUUUUUGCAAGUUGACUCGUUCUUAACAUAUCAGCGUGUACACAGUAUUUAUUUUCUAUUAUUAAGCAAGUAUUUACUAAUAUGUGCCCAUUAUAGGAUGUGAACUUAAAAAUAAGUUUUUAUAAUAAUAUUGAAACAUGUAUUCCUGCUAGCAAUGAACUGAAGAAUGGACUGAGUUAUUGAGCUUUAAAAAUAUAAAUAGUGAGGUACCUAAGCAUGCUACGGACUAGUCCAAUUAACAACAAGUUUAAUUAUAUUAGAAAAUAAAAAUAUCAUCUGUCAAUAAACAACUCUUAAA
Drosophila gunungcola (fruit fly) is the source of this 1350-nucleotide messenger RNA. RefSeq lists its product as uncharacterized. Bases 85 to 795 code for a protein of 236 amino acids. The record is from RefSeq and is a predicted model, not a curated record. The transcript has 2 exons. Lineage: Eukaryota; Metazoa; Arthropoda; Insecta; Diptera; Drosophilidae.